AUGGAGAUUAGCAACCUUGCCGAGCUCGUUCCACUGUUGUCCAACUUUUGGCGAACCAUCCCCAUUACCUUACAGCUGAAGCUGGAAAGCUCGCUUACACUGCUGAAGCAAGAUCACAAGCUAACCAAGCUUUUCUUUUUGGGCCGGCUGGAGGCACAUUCGAUCAGUUACCUGCUCGCGUUCGGUUCACCGGGUGUGGAUCUGUUUCAUCAGCGAAAGUUUUACUACAGCCGCAACGGCAUUGAUUGGCUGCUGUUACUCGAACCGACCGAUUGGAGCGAAGAAUGGGGCCGCAUUUGGGGUGAGUUUACCGGAAACGCUGGGUUCGCGUUCAAAAUUCGUUCGCUGGCAGCGGGCAGCACCAGCGUGGUGGUAAGUGAACAGGAUCGACUUUGGUACGUGAUGCAUGCGAUCUUACGUGAAGCGGCUGGUGUACCUCGCGGCGCUCUGAGAAUGUCCAACGAGAAGCACAUUGUUUUGAAUCCAUUCUUCCAAGGGUUGACCCGGGAGGAGUUGGUUGAGCUCGGCAAUUAUCAACACUUCCGACAACCGGAACGACCUGCUGAAGAAAAUGUACGCGGCCGCAAGGAGUGCAAUCUGUCGAUCGAUGUGUUUGAUCCGUUGGAGGUGGACGUACUGCCGGAAGGAAAAAGUUUCGCGAUGCGCAUGGACGAUUCCGAUCAGCUGGCGAUGUGGAGUUCACUGCACUGGCUGGGGUUAGAUUUUUUCCACAAAGCGAACAGCAAUGUAUACGGUUUCUGUUACAAUGGAGAUGGGCGUAAAAAUUGGGACCUUCCCUUUAUGGUUGAGCUGUAA
Messenger RNA from Anopheles marshallii, 816 nucleotides. RefSeq names its product radial spoke head protein 9 homolog (gene Rsph9). The record is from RefSeq and is a predicted model, not a curated record. Gene Ontology annotation, cellular component: axoneme. The transcript has a single exon. Gene Ontology annotation, biological process: axoneme assembly; cilium movement involved in cell motility; motile cilium assembly. The coding region runs from base 1 to 816 and encodes 271 amino acids. Lineage: Eukaryota; Metazoa; Arthropoda; Insecta; Diptera; Culicidae.